This is a messenger RNA of Beauveria bassiana ARSEF 2860, 588 nucleotides long. RefSeq lists its product as uncharacterized. Lineage: Eukaryota; Fungi; Ascomycota; Sordariomycetes; Hypocreales; Cordycipitaceae. The transcript has 4 exons. The record is from RefSeq and is a predicted model, not a curated record. Bases 1 to 588 code for a protein of 195 amino acids.
AUGGCUCUACAGGAGUCCAUUAAAGCUUCGGUGUUAGGAAAGCGCGCCCGCUCGCCGCUGCUUAUAUUCUCCGAUGUGUUGAAAUCCUCGUGCCAAUUUGAGCGGCAGCGAAUAACGUCGACCGCCGAACAAGCAACCGAAGAGGAGGCAAGGCAGCUUCAGAGCAGUGCACGCCCUCUUAAGCUGACACUUGACCUCUCGGCACUUGACCCAGUCGCGGUCGAUUGGGGUGGUGAUAUCCUCUCUGAAACAGCCGAAGGCGAAAAAGUUAUCCAGCCUAGCUUGUCAACCCAUGUUCUUGUUCAUAAGAUUGCAAAUUAUUACAUGGUCGACGAACUCAAGAAGCUUGCCUUAUUAAAGUUUACCGCGGAGGUAAAACAAGCAGUUCAGCCGGAGGAUUUUGUUGCUGCUACCGAAGAAGCAUAUCGUGACAUGCAUGAGUGUUUCGACGCAUUGCGCAAAGAGGUCAUUUAUGCAGUCCAUCGCCACCGAAAACAGCUGCUCCCAGACGCUGGGGUCCAAGAUUUGUUGUCUUGCAAUGGGGUUAUAGGCUACGAUAGCCUCUGUUAUUUCGCAGAGAGAUUCUAA